GUUGAAGAUAGAUCGAGAAUAAUAAGGUUAAUGGGAUUUGGUGGGUUAGCGAGUGCAGCGUGUUGAUCGAGGUGUCAGUAGCUACGUGGAACUCAAGUCAAACGGUGGUGUGUGCCGCCCGUCAGGCCUCCUCACACAGCUCAGCAUGUACGGAUACCAGCAGCAAGGAGGGCAUCAGUUUCAGCAGUCUGCUGCUGGACCGCAGUACCAACCACCUGCUGGAGCACCACAGCAGUAUGGUUACCAACCACAGCAGCAACCACAGCAACAACAACAGCAGCAGCAGUAUGGACAACAGUAUCAGCAAGAUCAGUAUGGUGGCCAGCAGCAGUAUGGACAGCAGUAUCAACAGGAUCAGUAUGGUGGGCAGCAGCAGCAGCAACAGCAGCAACAGCAGCAACAGCAACAGCAACAGCAACAGCAACAGCAACAGAGCUCAUAUCAAGAGUUCAUUGAGGCACAGGAGAAUAAAGAGGGUGUUCGGUUCUCGUGGAACGUGUGGCCGUCCAACCGCAUUGAAGCCACUCGCAUGGUAGUGCCAGUUGCUGCCACCUACACUCCCCUCAAGAAACGAGAUGACUUGCCACCCAUCUGCUAUGAACCACUGAAGUGUACACAGAUGCAGUGUGGGGCCAUCCUCAACCCCUUAUGUCAGGUUGAUUUUCGAGCAAAGAUUUGGGUUUGUUGCUUCUGUUUCCAACGCAACCCUUUCCCUAGCUCAUAUGCCUCAAUCAGUGAACAGAGCCAGCCUGCUGAACUCUUCUCAACUUUCUCUACCAUUGAAUACACUCUUAUGAGGCAGCAAAAUCUACCACCAAUCUUCCUCUUUGUGAUGGAUACCUGUGUGGACGAAGAGGAGCUGGGUGCCUUGCGAGAGUCCAUCACGAUGUCUCUCUCACUGAUGCCUGCCACUGCGCUGGUGGGCCUUAUCACUUUUGGCAGACAUGUUCAUGUCCAUGUUUUGGCUAAGGAAGUGAUGAGAAAGCAGUAUGUGUUCCCUGGUGCGAAGGACCAGACUGCCAAGACAGUGCAAGAGUAUCUUGGGGUGGGGCUGAGGACCACUGCUCAGGCCCAGCAAAUGCCUGGUCAAGCUGCUCCAGCUCCUCAGCCAGGCCAGAUGAACAACAGGUUCCUGCAGCCUGUGCAGGAGUGUGAGAUUACACUGCAGGACAUUCUGGCAGACCUUCGCCGUGACCCGUGGCCAGUCAUGACAGGCAAGCGGUCUCUGCGAGCCUCAGGGGCAGCCCUCUCCAUCGCCAUUGGCCUACUUGAGGCCUGCUACCCCAACACAGGUGCCCGCAUCCUUACUUUCCUUGGGGGUGCUUGCUCCUACGGCCCAGGCAUGGUGGUGGAUGAUGACCUUCGCAAACCCAUCCGCUCCCAUCACGACAUUGAAAAGGACAACUGUCAGUACAUGAAGAAGGCCAUCAAGUUCUAUGAGGGCCUGGCCAAGAGGGUGUCAGACAACGGACACAUUGUAGACUUGUAUGCCUGUGCCUUGGACCAAGUGGGACUGCAUGAGAUGAAGUACUGUGCCAACUUUACCGGUGGUCACAUGGUGCUUGGAGACUCCUUCAACUCCUCCCUCUUCCGGUCAACAUUCCAGCGUGUCUUUGCCAGAGAUGAAAAGAACAAUCUAGAAAUGGCAUUCAAUGCCACUCUGGAAGUCAAGACCUCAAGAGAGCUAAAGAUUGCUGGAGCUUUGGGACCAUGUGUGUCAGCCCAUGAGAAGGGACCUAAUGUGGCUGAAAUGGAGAUUGGCAUUGGAAACACAACCAAAUGGAAGCUGUGUGGCCUCACACCCAACACCACAAUGUCUAUCUUCUUUGAGGUGGCCAACCAACAGGGGUCUGAUGUGCCAGGAGGGCGUGGCCACGUGCAGUUCAUCACCCGCUAUCAGCACUCCUCAGGCCAAACCAGGAUCAGGGUCACAACUGUCGCCAGGAACUGGGCUGAUGCUCAGACAGGGCAACAUUCCAUAGCUCUUGGAUUUGAUCAAGAAGCGGCAGCAGUACUGAUGGCUCGCCUGGCAGUCCACCGCUCAGAGACAGAUCAGGAUGGAACAGAUGUGUUGCGUUGGGUGGAUCGUAUGCUCAUCCGUUUGUGCCAAAAGUUUGGAGAGUUUACUCCUAAUGAUCCCAACAGCUACAGAUUUCAGGACAACUUCACAAUGUAUCCCCAGUUCAUGUUCCACUUGAGACGGUCACAAUUUUUACAGGUGUUCAAUAACUCACCUGAUGAGACUUCAUUCUACAGAUGCAUGCUGAACCGGGAGUCAGUGAGUGAGUGCCUGACGAUGAUCCAGCCAGUACUCUACAGCUACUCUUUCAGUGGGCUGGAAGCAGUGAUGCUAGAUACCUCCUCCAUCCAGCCAGACCGCAUACUGCUGCUUGACACCUUCUUCUUGGUGCUCAUUUUCCUUGGAGAGACAAUGGCAGCAUGGAAAAAACAAGGCUACCAAGAGCAGGAGGAAUAUGCCAGCUUUAAGGAACUUCUGCAAGUGCCUGUAGAUGAUGCUCAAGAUAUAAUUGCUAACAGGUUCCCCAUCCCUCGCUAUGUGGAGACUGAACAAGGUGGCUCACAGGCUCGAUUCUUGCUGUCCAAAGUGAACCCCUCACAGACCCACAACAAUGCUAUGUAUGGAGGGUCAGCCAUCCCAGACCCCAAUUCAACGGAUGGCGGGGCACCAGUGCUCACGGAUGAUGUCAGCUUACAAGUCUUCAUGGAGCAUCUCAAGAAACUUGCGGUCACCACCAACGCCUGAAAUGUUUUGUAUGAUAUUUAGCUAUAUAUAUUAUAUAUUCCAUUGUACAGUGUUUAAUUUUAAUCAAAUAUUUAUAAUAAUUAAUGUUAGUACUAUGGAGCAAUUAGCAAAUUAUAUAUGUUUGAGUAAAUUACGUUACAAGUUUGUCCCUUUUACCAAAGUCCAACAAGGCACAAUAUUAGGGUGGUGGUUACAUUUUAAACAGAAGUAUUUGGAUAUCAGAGCUGAAGGAUUAUGGAGAUUUUCAUUAGAAAAUAAAGACCACAUUUUC
Messenger RNA from Scylla paramamosain (green mud crab), 3035 nucleotides. It is a transcript of the gene Sec23, whose product is annotated as protein transport protein Sec23A-like. Gene Ontology annotation, biological process: intracellular protein transport; COPII-coated vesicle budding; endoplasmic reticulum to Golgi vesicle-mediated transport. NCBI's taxonomy places the organism in Eukaryota, Metazoa, Arthropoda, Malacostraca, Decapoda, Portunidae. Gene Ontology annotation, molecular function: GTPase activator activity; zinc ion binding. Gene Ontology annotation, cellular component: COPII vesicle coat; endoplasmic reticulum exit site. The record is from RefSeq and is a predicted model, not a curated record. Bases 146 to 2764 code for a protein of 872 amino acids. The transcript is spliced from 18 exons.